This is a messenger RNA of Dioszegia hungarica, 2067 nucleotides long. RefSeq lists its product as uncharacterized. The record is from RefSeq and is a predicted model, not a curated record. NCBI's taxonomy places the organism in Eukaryota, Fungi, Basidiomycota, Tremellomycetes, Tremellales, Bulleribasidiaceae. Bases 1 to 2067 code for a protein of 688 amino acids. Gene Ontology annotation, molecular function: transcription cis-regulatory region binding; DNA-binding transcription activator activity, RNA polymerase II-specific. Gene Ontology annotation, cellular component: RNA polymerase II transcription regulator complex; nucleus. The transcript has 3 exons.
AUGUCCGUGGCUGCACCCACCCCUGGUCACAGUCGGCCAGCCCCGCGUCUCCAGGCCCGCCCGGCACAGCCCACAGCUUCCUCCUCACGGCCCGUAGCAGCCAGACCUACCGUCCCUCGCCCCGCCGCACCCAAACCCGCCACCUCUUCCUCAUCCACCACUACCAAGGCCUCCAAGGCCUCCACAUCAUCCGCCACCCCCUCAGCAUCCAAUGCGGCGUUCCUCGUUCCUGGCAAAGAUACGAGCUCAUCCGCUGGGAAGGUAUUUGCGAAGCCGAGCAAGGAGUGGGUGUUGCCGGAGAGAGCGAAGCCGGGGCGGAAGGUUGCUGUCGAGGAGCCAGAUAGUUCUCGCCAAUCUCAGAACCGGCAAUCCCAACGAGCCCAUCGCGCUCGCCGUACCGACUACAUCACCACUUUGGAGGAGCGUAUCCGUCAAUUCGAAAACGAUGAGAUUCACUCCAACGUUCGGCUGCAGGAGGUCGCUCGGGCACUGAAGGCGGACAAUGAACGUCUCAAGGCGGAGCUGCUGGCGCGGUCGUCGAUCGAGCGCGAUCUCAAGCCGAAGGCAUGGGAAGAGGAGCGAGGGAUGCUUUUUGCAGAAAUCAGGGGGUUGCGGGAGGAAGUACGGCGCCUGCAGAGCCAAGCUCGGAUGGUCAAUGGAGGUGGCGGUCCGAUGGGGAUGAGGGAUCGAGCGGGCUCUAUGAGCGUCACACCCCACCCACCCUCUCCUCGACUCAUGGCGCAACCACCGCCCCUCGCUCCGAUCAUCAAUGGAAUCCGGCACAUUGCCGACUGCCCCAUCUGCCCCGAUCCCGAUCCGGACUGUCCCUGCCAAAAGACCGCCGCUUCAACAUCCACCUACCUCGUCCCUACCCGCCGGUCGCACCAGCCGGACCCUACCAUAUCUCUCGGAUCGACGAUCGACCUCCGAUCGUCUCCGCCACCCAUCACCACAUCGUGCGGUUUCUGCCAAUCUACAGAGGAAUGCCUCUGCCGCAUGAUUGACGAGGAGGAGGAUGUCAAGCCUAUCAUCAUCUCCCCGCCAACGGAGAUGAUGGGGCUGGACGAUGGGUGUGGGUUGUGCGCAGAUGGCGGGUUCUGCGCUUGUGCGGUCGCCAGAAACAGCCCGAGCGUGUCACAGCGGAGUCUGCAGAUCCCGUUCCCGCAGCAGGCGUCGGCGGUGGCGGUACCGCUGAGGAAAGGGCGGAGCAGCGGGGAUGUACCGACGCGCAAGUCCAUAUGGGCGCUGGACAGCGGAGUGGUCACAUCCACUUCAACGCUGGGGAUGGCGCCGUCAAGGAAGGAGGCGGUGUGUAGUGGAGAUCCAAGGAAUUGUGAUGCCUGCAGGGACGACACCUUUGGCCAAGAGUUCUGCUCUAACUUCUUCCAAUCCCGCGACCCCACGCACUCCUGUACGAACUGCAAAGGCACUUGCUCCUCCUCUACCGCUCCAUCAUCCCUGCUUCCUCCCCCGAGUCACACGCACACCCACACCCACAAUGCCUCCCCCGCCCAACCCGCAGACCUCCACCCGUUCGACGACACCUCUUCGUCCGGCCCACUCCUCAUGGCGUGCUGCGGCAACCCCGGUCUGUGCGGGCACCAAUCUGGCGGCUGCACAGGCGACGUGAUCGGUAUCGGCGGCCUCAUCCCCGGUCUUCCCGAAGACGAGAUCGCACACGAAACGAUCCGUGUAGAUCAGGCAUGGAAGACACUCAAGGCGCACCCAAACGCCAAGUUUGCGUCUCUCGCUUUCCUGGCGGAUGUAGUGGCGCAGCGGGCGGGACCGCAUAUGUCUGGCACGACAGCGGCCGAGGCUCCCAUGUCCCCUAUUUCGGCGCCGGGGGGUAUGUCGCCCGCACCGAAAUCGGGGCUGGUACAUUCAGGCUCAGUUGUGCGGGACGAGGCGCGCCCAGAGAUGGGGGCGGAAGGGCGAAGGGACGGGAAGAGAAAGGUAGUCGUCGAGAGUAGCGCGGUGAGGGAUGCGUUGAGGUUGUUGGAUGGCACGCCGGCGCCGAGUGAGGAUGGGAACGAAGGGCGAGGUGGCAAGCGGGCUAGAUUGGCCUGA